GAGUACAGCGCUUAAUCGGAGCACAGUGCGCAUGCUCAAUGGCCGCUCCUGAAGAACAACUCCCCAGAUCCCAUAGCAACCGCUCAGUCGCUGCAACGUCGUUGGCUGGGGUCGCUUAUCACGUGAACCGCGGACCGUGUCUGCGCAAGCGCAUGGGAGCAGCAGAAGCGCUGUCUGUGGCCGAUGCACUGUCCCUACCUGCAGAAUCCUACGGCAAUGAUCCCAAUAUUGAGAUGGCGUGGGCCGUGAAGGCGUAUCAGCACGCAGAGGUGUACUUCAAUCUUAUAUGCUCAGUUGACCCGCACCUCCUGAAGCUGACGCGCAUGGACCAAGACAUCUACACAGCUUUCCGAACAGAAUUUCCAGAUCUUCGCAUCGAUGUAAUCGACCCUGAAGACCUGAAGUCCCCAGCUGCAAAAGAAAAAUGGCGGCCAUUCUGCAUGCAGUUUGAAAAUCAGGUGGAAGACUUUAACUACGGGACCCUGCUAAGACUGGACAGCAGCAAGGAGUAUACGGAGGAGAAUACCAUCUUUUCUACCAGAAUCCAGUUUUUUGCUAUCGAAAUUGCACGGAACAGAGAAGGAUGCAAUGACGUGGUUUACAAUCAGAGGCUAAAUGACGCUGCAAAGUGACGGAUACAUGGGUAAUAUCUAUUGGCAGCGGCUGAAUGCCAUCGUGCAGAUGGGGGGUGAAGAGAGAACUAUGAGAUCUGACCCGUGUGCCCUACAUGACGAUACCAGUUACCAAACAAUUGAAACUUUAUUUUCUGCUGUUUUCCACUAUUCACUCAUUUGGCAAACAGGAAAAUACCCAAAACUCAUUGCUGCCACCACAGACUUUAAAACCGCUUUAAACUGAAACAAAGUGCCAACCAGGAGUAUUCAGACACCUGAGGUUUUUUUUUUUUUUUGAAUCUUAAUAAAUUGCAUGUCUAUAUACAGAUU
Hyla sarda is the source of this 944-nucleotide messenger RNA. RefSeq names its product polysaccharide biosynthesis domain containing 1 (gene PBDC1). Gene Ontology annotation, cellular component: cytoplasm. The transcript is spliced from 6 exons. NCBI's taxonomy places the organism in Eukaryota, Metazoa, Chordata, Amphibia, Anura, Hylidae. The record is from RefSeq and is a predicted model, not a curated record. Bases 39 to 632 code for a protein of 197 amino acids.